CUGCGAUUUCAAGAGAGAUUUGUUUCUGCAUCUGUAAUUUUGAUUCCUUUUGACCAUCUCUCUGUUGUGUUUGGCAACACACGUAUAUCAAUCCAAAUCGACGACCAUUUACUCUUCUCUGAUGCAUAUGUUUUGGAUUCAGUGAGAAAUAGAAAUUGAUUUUGGUUUCUUAAUCAUGGUGGAGCCUUAUGAGACACGUAACAACGGUGAAGCUUCCCAGAUGGUCAGAUAUCAGAGUUAUAACCAUCACAAUUCCAGAUUACCAUCACCAUUAUCAUCGCCAUUACUUGAUUUGAGAGUGUUCUAUGUCAGAAUCAGCAAUUUCAAGGUGGAUCAUUCGACACCUGAGGUCCUGACCAUUACUCAUAUUCCUUUGGAUCCAGAUUCACUUCUGGAGAUAAAUGGUGUUAGAAUGAGCAUGUACUCUGAAGGAGUUUCUUCUCAGCUAAGGCGAGAUCGUGUUGAUAAGAAAUCCGAAGUAGCUACUUUUAUCAGCACAGACAAUAUCAGGUUGUCUGGUAGUGUGAAGUUUGAGGUUUAUGACAAAGAUGAGCUGGUUUUGUCUGGAACGCUUGAGAUGUCUGGUAGUAAUGGUUUCACUGGUGAAUCUAAGCAUAGCGUGAAGCGGUGGAACAUGAAUUGUGAAGCUGAGAUCACUGCAGGGUCUGGUUUCUUGAAGGAGAAACAUAUUGGUGGUUCGGAGUUAUCAUCUCCAUUGCCAACUAUUGAAGUCUAUGUCACUGGCUGCUUUUCAGGAACUCCCAUCAUCUUAACCAAGACUCUACAGCUUGGUUUCAGAAAGAAGCACGGUAGAGUGACUGCAUUAGAUUCGAUUCCAGAGUAUGAAUCUGAUGAGCCUCAUAAAGGAAACUCAUCUGAGCUUGAUUAUCAGGUAACAGAAUAUGGAAGUUAUAAACAAGAAUAUGAAGGAGAACACAGCGACAUGUAUUGGAAUAGAGAGUACGCAGAUGGUGAAGAUGGUGAGAUGUCAUGUGCGUACCUAUCAAUCAACCACCAGAAACUUCAGAAGGAGGAUUAUCUAGUUUCAUCUAAAUUGCCUCAAGCUUCUUCUACUCUCUCUCUCCCUCUAACUCCAAUCCGUUGCACAUCACUUUUGACUGCAGAACUCUAAGCUAUAUAGUCUAAGCUAAUACUGCUGUGUAGUAUAAUUUUUCUUUAUGUAUCUUUUUUUCUCUUUGUGCCUUCAAAUUUUGAAAGAAAUCAUUCUCCCUUCUUCUUGUGUUUGUUGAGAUUCAGAUUGAAAGAAACAAAGCUUGUUGCUGGUAAUGCGGAUCCUAUCGUCUGCUUCCUGUAAAUAAAAUGCUUAUAAAGUG
Molecule: messenger RNA, 1334 nt
Organism: Arabidopsis arenosa
Lineage: Eukaryota; Viridiplantae; Streptophyta; Magnoliopsida; Brassicales; Brassicaceae
Source: the annotation of a GenBank genome assembly